CUCACAGCUUGCCAACUGCGAGCUCGAAAGCUUGAGCUCUCUGCGACUCAACCCUCGACCGUACCCGCAGCCAUGGGAGAUCCACGAGAAUCGUCAUCGUACAGCAUCACACCUCGAAUCCGAUACAAUACCAUCGGAGGUGUCAACGGUCCCUUGGUUAUCUUGGAGAAUGUCAAAUUCCCUCGAUACAAUGAGAUUGUUACCUUGACUCUGCCAGAUGGCACUGAGAGGUCUGGGCAAGUGCUAGAAGCCAGAGGUGAUAGAGCUGUUGUCCAGGUUUUCGAAGGUACUUCAGGCAUCGAUGUUAAGAAGUCCAAGGUCGAAUUCACGGGGCAGAGCUUGAAGCUCGGUGUGUCGGAAGACAUGCUGGGUCGUAUCUUUGACGGUUCAGGAAGAGCAAUCGACAAGGGACCCAAGGUCCUUGCAGAGGAUUACCUAGACAUCAACGGAAGCCCCAUCAACCCAUAUUCUCGAGUUUACCCCGAAGAAAUGAUCGCGACGGGUAUUUCUGCCAUCGAUACUAUGAACUCCAUCGCUCGUGGACAGAAGAUUCCUAUCUUUUCCGCUUCCGGUCUGCCACACAACGAAAUCGCUGCCCAGAUUUGUCGACAGGCUGGUUUGGUCCAAAAGCAAGGCGUAACGAACAAGGGUACACACGAUGGACACGAGGAGAAUUUCUCGAUUGUUUUCGCUGCUAUGGGUGUCAACUUGGAAACAGCUCGAUUCUUCACCAAAGAUUUCGAGCAGAACGGUAGUCUGGAGCGUGUAACGCUCUUUCUCAACUUGGCUAACGAUCCUACUAUCGAGCGUAUCAUUACCCCGCGUCUCGCGCUCACUACUGCAGAAUACUAUGCCUACCAGCUUGAGAAGCACGUUCUGGUUAUUCUUACCGAUUUGACUGCUUACUGCGAUGCUCUUCGAGAAGUCUCAGCUGCUCGCGAGGAAGUGCCAGGUCGACGUGGUUAUCCAGGUUACAUGUACACGGAUUUGUCCACGAUUUACGAGCGUGCUGGUCGUGUGCAGGGAAGAAACGGCUCAAUUACUCAAAUCCCGAUUUUGACCAUGCCCAACGAAGAUAUUACACAUCCCAUCCCGGAUUUGACUGGCUACAUCACGGAAGGACAAAUUUACAUCGAUCGCCAACUGGACAAUCGUGGUAUCUACCCACCCAUCAACGUUCUGCCAUCGCUGUCUCGUCUCAUGAAGUCUGCCAUUGGUGAAAAGCACACCCGAAAGGAUCACGGUGAUGUCUCCAACCAGCUCUACGCAAAGUACGCCAUUGGUCGUGACGCAGCGUCCAUGAAGGCUGUCGUCGGCGAGGAAGCGUUGUCCUCGGAAGACAAACUCUCGUUGGAAUUCUUGGAGAAAUUCGAGCGCACUUUUAUUGCGCAAGGCAUGUACGAGUCGAGAACUAUCUACGAGUCCCUCGACCAAGCAUGGAGCUUGCUGCGUAUCUACCCAAAGGAGCUGCUGAAUCGUAUUCCACAAAAAAUCCUUGCCGAGUUCUAUCAACGAUCUGCUGCUGAUCGCAAGGGCAAAGGAAAGGGCAACAAGGACACAAAGGAUAACAGUGAGGAUGCCAAGGCGAAUGGAAAUGGACAGGAGGAGAACUUGAUUGAUGCAUGAGUUUGGGGUAUGAGGGUAUUGAUGAUUGUUUGGUGUGAUUGCAUGUCGAUAUUUCACAGAGCCGCGCCGUUGCUUUCCAUUGAAGCGCAUGUAAGUCUUUCGCAGAGGUUGGAGCAACAGGGCUAGAAUGUAUGACUUAAGAAUUUGGCCCGGUCUCCGGUGCAUUUGGAAUGUUCUUGACGUGACCGACAUUCAUAGCUUCGGAAGAGGAACCGAAUCUGG
Messenger RNA from Mollisia scopiformis, 1848 nucleotides. Its product is annotated as vacuolar ATP synthase subunit B. The coding region runs from base 73 to 1626 and encodes 517 amino acids. Gene Ontology annotation, cellular component: proton-transporting V-type ATPase, V1 domain. NCBI's taxonomy places the organism in Eukaryota, Fungi, Ascomycota, Leotiomycetes, Helotiales, Mollisiaceae. The transcript has 7 exons. Gene Ontology annotation, biological process: proton transmembrane transport; ATP metabolic process. Gene Ontology annotation, molecular function: ATP binding; proton-transporting ATPase activity, rotational mechanism. The record is from RefSeq and is a predicted model, not a curated record.